This is a messenger RNA of Plasmodium inui San Antonio 1, 1113 nucleotides long. RefSeq lists its product as hypothetical. The transcript has a single exon. Bases 1 to 1113 code for a protein of 370 amino acids. The record is from RefSeq and is a predicted model, not a curated record. Lineage: Eukaryota; Apicomplexa; Aconoidasida; Haemosporida; Plasmodiidae.
AUGGAAAACCUUUACAAUGACAUGGAAGAAUAUGGCAAGAUAUGCCAACUGUACACGGAGAAGAAACAAAAACGAGAAAAAAAAGCGAACAACAUUAAUGAUCUAAUAGAUGAAGACAUACUAUGGAUGUACGAAACGAAGGAAGAGAAGGAGGCUAAGGAACAGGAAGAAUAUUUAUUGGGGAAAAAAAUUGAUAUGCAAAAGUUAAUCGAAGAAGAGGAAGAAGCCAAAAAGGAAAUCCUAAAACAAAAAAAUAAUAUAGAUCAUUUGAAUAAAAUCAGAGAGGAUCCACUAACUAUUAUUAAAAAAAUGGAAUUCCAAAAGAAGAAAAUGAUGGAUGAACAGAAGAGACUCUUGCAGUUGCAGCACACCAAGGAAAUGCCCGAAGCGAAUGCGAUAACUAGACAAAGCCACAGAAGAGGAAGGAGCUCGUCAAGUGAAGAGGACGUUGUGCGAUCAAGAGAGAAGGAGAAAAACAGGAAAAAGAGAAGGAAAGAAGAAAAAAAAAAGGAAAAAAGACGAGCGAAAAAAAGAAGGAAAGAAAACAGUAAGGAAAAAAGGGAAAGGAAAAGAGAAAAGAAACGAAAAGAAAGAAAAAAACAUAAAAAGGAAAGGAAAGAAACACAGGUCAACUCAGACGCAGAGUCCGAAUCGGAAGAGGACAAGAAAAUGAGAAAAUCCAGAAAGAGGGAACGUGGGAGAAGUGAUGAAUCGGAAAAGGCAAUGACAAAGGCGAGAAAGAGGGAGCGCGGGAGAAAUGAUGAAUCAGCCAAGGAAAGAGUUCCCGACGCACGUCGGCAGCGAGAAAGAAGAAGAGGGGAGUGUACUGAAGGCGGAAGUGAAACAGACAGCGGACUUGACAGCAGACGUGACAACGAACGUGAUAACGGAUGUGACAGCGGAAUUGAAAGCGGCAGUGCCAGUGGUCGUCAUCUUGCUAGGCUUAGAAAGUCCAAAAAGAACAGGCAAGAGAACAGUGCCAAUGAAUAUAGCAGUGGUAGUAGAAGUGACCUUAGCAGUGGCCGAAGUGGGAAAGAAGAAAAACAGCGACGAAUGGAAUGGGAGCAUGAGAGGCGACGACGAUGGAAACGCCCGCGAGAAGUAGAUGAAUAG